This is a messenger RNA of Ornithodoros turicata, 467 nucleotides long. Its product is annotated as 4-pyridoxate dehydrogenase-like. The record is from RefSeq and is a predicted model, not a curated record. Gene Ontology annotation, molecular function: oxidoreductase activity, acting on CH-OH group of donors; flavin adenine dinucleotide binding. The transcript is spliced from 3 exons. Lineage: Eukaryota; Metazoa; Arthropoda; Arachnida; Ixodida; Argasidae. The coding region runs from base 21 to 467 and encodes 148 amino acids.
UCGACACCAGUGAACAUUCUAUGUUCUGUGUGGCGACUGGUGUGCUGCCUUUCGAGGACAUAAAGGUGGCAGCCGAAGCCGCAAAGUUAGUCCUCAAGGUCAUGAAUACCACCGUCAUGAAAGAGCUUGGGACUGCGUCAUGGAGUAUUCGGUUUCCGGGAUGCGAAGACGAGAUGUACACCCAGAAAUACUUAGAAUGCCUGCCGAGACAGCAGACUCUGACAGGCUGGCAUUACGUAGGCACCUGCAAGAUGGGUUGUGACGAAAAGUCUGUCGUGGAUCCAUGGCUCAGGGUACGAGGUGGUGUGAAGAACUUACGUGUAGUGGACGCUUCUAUCAUGCCAACCAUCGUCACGGGAAAUGUCCUGGGAGCCAUAUACAUGAUUGCGGCCAAAGGAGCAGAUAUGAUACUUCAAGACCACGAAUUACCGCCGUUUGUUCAAGUUAAUAAACGAUCUGUUUCAUAA